AUGUCUAAUCAAUAUUAUAAAGAAAAUCAACAAAUAUCAAGUGAAUAUAUUACAGAACAAUAUAAAAAUCAAGAAUCAAAUGUAAAAAAUACAAAAUAUAACUCAGAAGCGAAGCAGCCAUUUAAACAAGACCCAUUAUCUAUGUAUCAGCAAGAAAAGAAAAUGCAAAAAGAAGAUAUCCAAAUUCAAACAUUUUGGUCUCAAACGGAUAAUGAAUUCAUACAAAAUCAACAAAAGACAGAAACACAUCCAGAAAUAGAGCUGAACACCAAGGAAUUAAAUAUAGAACUGAAAUGCGAUGAAGAAAUAGCACCUACACCAAUUAAUGUAUCCGGAGUAACAAAACAUAAAGCACGAAGACAAAAAUAUUCUAAAAACAAAUUAUCUCAGGGAUUAAAAAAUACACCUCGAAAUCGAAAACAUGAUACUGAAGAUGAAGACGAAGAUUAUAAUAUGGAGGGAACUAAAACAAAAUCAGGGAGAAAAAUACACCGUCCUACUCAAUUUAAUCCAGCAACAAAAACCCCUAGUAAAAGACGUGGGCCUGGUAGAAGAUCAGCUCAAGAUUCACACUUCUGUAUUAUAUGUCAACGUGGUCAUAGUCCAUGUUCUAAUAGAAUUGUGUUUUGUGAUGGAUGUAAUUUCCCAUACCAUCAAUUAUGUCAUGUGCCAAUUAUAGACGACCUCGUUAUUAGUCUAUCUGAUUCAGAAUGGCUAUGUUAUAGCUGCAACAAAAAACGCACCAAAAGAACAUUAUUAACUGGUGCAACUGGUGCUAAUCUAACAGAAGAAGAGAAAAAAACGUACCUUGCAUCUCUUCCUUUAUCUCAUCUGGUCGAACUUCUAUUUUUUUGUGAAAAAAUGUGCCCAAAUAUACCAUUUUAUGCACCUAAUACUCACGAAAUUUUAAUGGAGAUUCGACGUGCUAAAGAAGAAGCAAUUAUGAAUGAGAAUUCGAUUACAGAACAACUAAAUGGGGAGAAUUUUGAUCCAGAAUCAGUAUUAGACGAGGAUUCAGAAUUAAGCGAUGCAGUCGAUUCAAAUGCUGAUGCAGAUAAUCUUAAAGAUCUUCCAAGUUAUGAAAAUAUGAUCGUAGAAGCAUUAACAGCAAUUCACGACUCUAGAGGUGUUCCUCCUAGAAUUAUAUAUGAAUGGAUGGAAAGCAAUUAUCCAACCCUAAAUCCAAGAUUUAGAGCAUCUGCUUCUCAAGCUUUACAAAAAGCAGUAAAGAAAGGGAAACUUCAAAAAGAUGGAUCAAAUUACUUCUUAAAUACAGAUUAUAAUGGAAAAUUUACAUACAACUCAAAAUUGUCUCAACAGCUACAUGAGUCUAUAGGUAGAAAUUCACCAAUUAAUACAGCAUCAUCUAUUUCAUUUUCAGAAAAUCAAUUACAACUGGGAACACUUCCGCACCACCAAGGAUUAAAACUCCCAGCUGAACUACAAAACCCUCAAAAUUUCACCAUAGAUGAUAAUAACGAAGUUUUUAGUCAUACUGUUAAUCAAUCGCCUCAACAAUCAGAUGAUAAUUCUCAAAAACAAGACAUGUCUAGUAUAUUAAAAGAAAGUUCUAAUUUAGAAAAUAAAUUAGAAGAGGAUACUGUGAAUACGCCUCAGGAAAAUGCAACUAAUCAAGCUUCACAGACUGAAAAAGAUAUAGAAGUUGACAACUAA
Pneumocystis jirovecii RU7 is the source of this 1674-nucleotide messenger RNA. RefSeq lists its product as uncharacterized. The record is from RefSeq and is a predicted model, not a curated record. The transcript is spliced from 9 exons. Gene Ontology annotation, biological process: nucleosome assembly; regulation of DNA-templated transcription. Gene Ontology annotation, molecular function: DNA binding; chromatin binding. Lineage: Eukaryota; Fungi; Ascomycota; Pneumocystomycetes; Pneumocystales; Pneumocystaceae. The coding region runs from base 1 to 1674 and encodes 557 amino acids. Gene Ontology annotation, cellular component: nucleosome; nucleus.